AUGACAACUCAGCAAAAUGGCACCGUCUUUGUUGAGAUUUCAGACUUCCUCCUGAAUUGUUUUGUGAGGUCCCCAAGCUGGCAGAUCUGGCUGUCCUUACCCCUCAGCCUCCUCUUCCUCCUGGCCAUGGGGGCCAAUGCUAUUCUCCUCAUCACUAUCCGACUGGAGGCCUCCCUGCACGAGCCCAUGUACUACUUGCUUAGCUUUCUCUCCAUGCUGGACAUCGUACUCUGUCUCACUGUCAUCCCGAAGGUCCUGGCCAUCUUCUGGUUUGACCUCAGGUCCAUCAGUUUCUCUGCCUGCUUCCUCCAGAUGUACAUCAUGAAUUGCUUCCUGGCUAUGGAGUCCGGCAUAUUCAUGAUCAUGGCCUAUGACCGCUAUGUUGCCAUCUGCCACCCACUGCGGUACCCAUCCAUCAUCACUGACCGAUUUGUGAUCAAGGCUGCCAUUUUUGCUUUGGCCAGGAAUGUCCUCAUGACCUUACCCAUUCCUAUCCUGUCAGCACGACUCUACUAUUGUGGGGAAAAUAUCAUUGAGAACUGCAUCUGCGCCAAUAUGUCUGUGUCCAGGCUCUCCUGUGAUGAUGUCACCAUCAAUCGCAUCUACCAAUUUGCUGCAGGCUGGACCCUACUAGGAUCGGACCUCAUCCUUAUCUUCCUCUCCUACACGCUCAUACUUCGAGCUGUGCUGAGACUCAAGGCAGAGGGGGCUAUGACCAAGGCCCUAAGCACAUGUGGCUCCCACUUCAUCCUCAUCCUCUUCUUCAGCACCAUCCUCCUGGUCUUCAUCCUCACUCAUGUGGCUAAGAAGAAGGUGUCCCCUGAGAUACCAAUCUUACUCAAUGUUCUUCACCAUGUCAUCCCUGCAGCUCUCAACCCCAUUGUUUAUGGGGUGCGCACCCAGGAGAUUAAGCAAGGAAUUCAAAGAUUACUGAAGAAGGGUUGGUAA
Molecule: messenger RNA, 948 nt
Organism: Echinops telfairi (small Madagascar hedgehog)
Lineage: Eukaryota; Metazoa; Chordata; Mammalia; Afrosoricida; Tenrecidae
Product: olfactory receptor 56A3
Exons: 1
Coding region: 1-948 (315 amino acids)
Biological process (GO): G protein-coupled receptor signaling pathway
Cellular component (GO): membrane
Molecular function (GO): olfactory receptor activity; G protein-coupled receptor activity
Source: RefSeq, a predicted model, not a curated record